ACCGUUCGGGGGCUUGACGGUGGACGAAUAUGCUGUGCCUCAUUUCGCGGACGCCGCAGCAUACGGCCGAUGGCGGUGAUCUCCGUCCUCUGACCGAGUGGUGAACAAGGGAUACCGUGCCUGUGACUAGAGAAGCGAGGCAUCGCCGAGGAUUUUGUUGCAACGUGCCAAGCUCGUCUGCAUACGGAUAACCCACGAGGGCAAACACAAGCGACUUCACAAUGAGCCGAAGAGUUGGGCCUCGGAAGCCCGGGGCGUCGGAAGGGCGGACAGACCAGACGCCCUCGUCCCCGCCAGUGUCGCCCGUUGAAGAAGGAUGAACGCAAGUCGCUGAUGGAUUCGGGAUACGACGCUGGCUAUACAUCAAUGAGCUGCUCCACUGCAACGGAUCCAGACAUCAUCUCAAGGUCUACCUGCAGUAUGCUUGACUCCGGGUUGCUGGACGAAGAAGUCCAGCCCAGCAGUGACCUGAAGAUGGCAUCGGCGGCGAAACUUGACAGCGGCUACAUCGAGCCGACCUCGUCGGCGUUGUUGCUAGAGGAGGACUGCGAGGCGCAGCUGCUUCGCCGCAAGCUCAGUGUGCGAGGGAUGUAUGCGCAGGACGAAGAUGGCGACACGCUGUUGCACAUCGCGGUCAUCAAAGGCUGGAUGAGAUUGCUUGUGCGCGUAAUUCGUGAAACGCCACAUCCGGAUCUUCUUGACAUCCAAAACGACUACGGGCAGACGGCACUGCACGUGGCCGCUCUAUGUGGCCGACACGACGAGGCUCGCCUGCUGGUCGUUGCCGGUGCAACGGUGGAUGCGACGGACGAUGUCGGGAGGACGCCAUUGCACAUUGCCUGCCGACGCGGCGACUGCAGAGUGGCCAGCGACUUGCUUGCCGACGUCACCGGGGAGGAGACUGACUUCUUGCAGACCCGUUACGAUGUGCGCCCGGGCGGCCACGAUUCCGCCCGCACAGCUGCUUUGGUGUCCCAGCGGACGCUGGCGGGCGACACAGCACUCCACCUGGCGGUCAGCUCCGGCUCACUGGACCUCGUCGAGCUGCUGCUGCGACAUGUGCCCGACCCCAACGUUCGGGAGCGGUACUGUGGUGCCACACCGCUGCACCUGGCCUGUCGGCUGGGCCGGCCGGACCUGGCCAACGUGCUGCUUCAGUCCGGCCGCGUCGACGUCAACGCCACCGACUACGGCCGCAGGACGGCACUGCGCCACCUGUGGGACGCGCAGCGGCAGAACCCACGCAGCAAGGACCUGUUACGCUUGGUACUGUUGCUGCGAGACCACGGUGGCAUGCCCAUUGUUGACCCAGGCUCCGAAGACGAGGAUGACUCUGAGGAAGACAGUUCCGAGGAUUAUGAGUCUGAGGAUGAGGAAGAUGGCGUUCGAGUCAACCCGGUCAACAGUAGGCUGCCGCCACAUGGCUAUCCUAGGGUGAAUGAUAUCGGCGCGUCAUAGCAGAAACCCUGAAGGCAAAUCGUUCUUGCAUUCCAAGCAUUCUGUCAUCAUGUCAUUCUCGUCGUCAUUUGCGUCAUCGUUAGAACCUUCGAGUGUUUGUCAGCAGGAUUGGUUUAAGUCAACCGUGCAUUCUCGUUUACUACCGUCACCAAUUUUGACGGUUUUCUCAAGUCUGUAUACAUUUGGGGCUGCUUGUUGGCACCCCUCGUGUCACUUGUGCUAGUGAAACUUUAGAUUAAUUCUGUUGCUCGUGUGAGGUCAUUUGCGUUCUGGUACUUUGUGUUAGUUGUAGCUUACUGUUGAAUAAGACUGAUGUCACAGUAAAACAUUGUACAAGCUGCAAGCAAUGUUGGAAACUAGCACAAUUGUCGUGGCGCUAUAAUUUUGGUUGUUGUGGCACUGUUCGCAUUUGUGGAGUGAGGCAAUUUUUGUCAGUUUCUUGAGAUCUUUGUUCACACAGCUGCUGCUUAUGCCAUCUCGUCACCAUUAUACCUUGAAAUCCUGUAAUAGAAGGGGCCUCUCAGGUUGACUUGUGUGCAAAAACUAGCCUUCUGUGACAUUAUGCGCAACUCUAAAACCACAAAAAAAAAUUGUCUGUUGUUAUAACUACAACAGACCUUGAUUUGGUUAAACCUUAAUUUUCGAUGUGGCAGAAUUGUAAUUUGCGACUGUGUGACAGAUUCGACGCCAACUGCUGUGUGAACAGGGGCCAACGCUACUUGUGCACUUGGCUACUGUUCUUUGUAUGUCACGUAAAUGAGCGUGUGCAUGUACGUGUAUAUAGGUAUUAGUGACCGGGGUACCAUUAUUCCUCUUUUGUUCUUCUAGGGUUUGUCGGGAGUAUUAUUUAUUAGUGUGACGUUGAAAACUGUAAAGUUCGAGUUCUGUUCUACACAUUUCUUGUCGUGUACAAUUUAAUGGAACGUAUAUGUAUGCGUGCGAGAUGUGGCAUAUGUUGAAGUUCUUCGUUGCGAGUCAUCAGGCGCUUACGAUACAGACCUGCCAGUUUGAUAUAUGUGCUUUGUGCAAAAUCGGAAUGGGCUGUAUAUGGGCGUGCUCAACUUGCAUAAUAGACCGUCUGAAAAGAGUUGAGCUAGCAGGGAUAAAGAGUAGUGAAGCCAUCUACGC
Rhipicephalus microplus (southern cattle tick) is the source of this 2586-nucleotide messenger RNA. Its product is annotated as NF-kappa-B inhibitor cactus-like. Gene Ontology annotation, biological process: cellular response to lipopolysaccharide; cellular response to tumor necrosis factor. Gene Ontology annotation, cellular component: cytosol. The record is from RefSeq and is a predicted model, not a curated record. Gene Ontology annotation, molecular function: NF-kappaB binding. NCBI's taxonomy places the organism in Eukaryota, Metazoa, Arthropoda, Arachnida, Ixodida, Ixodidae.